GGCUGAGAGGGGUCGGGGGAGGGGGCAGCAUGGCCUGGCCGUCCGGCCCCUUUUCCAACGCUCAGCUGCCCCGGGAGUGUGGCGCUGCGCCUCGCAGGGAGAAGAGGUCCGAAUGGAGACAGAAGCCAGCCAGCCCGGCCUCGCCUCCCCGGACUCCCCCCACGACCCCUGCAAAAUGUUCAUCGGGGGAUUGAGCUGGCAAACCACGCAAGAAGGCUUGCGGGAGUAUUUUAGCCAGUUUGGAGAGGUGAAAGAGUGCCUGGUCAUGAGGGACCCGCUGACAAAGCGAUCCAGAGGAUUCGGGUUUGUCACUUUCAUGGACCAAGCUGGUGUGGACAAGGUACUGGCCCAAUCUAGACACGAACUGGACUCCAAGACGAUUGACCCAAAGGUUGCAUUUCCCCGCAGAGCACAGCCCAAGAUGGUGACACGGACCAAGAAGAUAUUUGUGGGCGGCCUCUCCGUGAACACCACCGUGGAGGAUGUGAAACAGUAUUUUGAACAAUUUGGGAAGGUGGACGACGCAAUGCUCAUGUUUGACAAGACCACGAACAGGCACCGAGGUUUUGGAUUUGUCACAUUCGAAAGUGAAGACAUUGUGGAGAAAGUCUGCGAGAUCCACUUCCAUGAGAUCAACAACAAAAUGGUGGAAUGUAAAAAAGCUCAGCCAAAGGAAGUGAUGUCCCCCACUGGCUCUGCAAGAGGGCGGUCCCUGAUGCCUUACGGAAUGGACGCCUUCAUGCUCGGGAUUGGCAUGUUGGGUUACCCAGGUUUUCAGGCUGCCACCUACGCCAGCCGAAGUUACACGGGCAUUGCGCCUGGCUACACUUACCAGUUCCCUGAAUUCCGGGUAGAGAGGACCCCCCUCCCGAGUGCCCCAGUCCUCCCUGAGCUGACAGCCAUCCCUCUCACUGCGUAUGGACCCAUGGCGGCGGCGGCAGCGGCAGCGGCUGUGGUGCGAGGGACAGGGUCCACCCCGAGCCGCACCGGUGGAUUCCUGGGCACCACCAGCCCCGGGCCAAUGGCGGAGCUUUACGGAGCAGCCAAUCAGGAUUCAGGAGUCAGCAGCUACAUCAGCGCAGCAAGUCCCGCCCCGAGCACUGGCUUUGGCCACAGCCUAGGGGGACCUUUGAUUGCAACAGCGUUUACUAAUGGUUACCACUGAAGCUGAGGACCAAGGAAGGAGGAGAUUCCCCAGUGAGCAAACCAAGGACAAGCGACCUGGAGGAUCCGGCAACACUUGAGGGAUGAGCCAAGAUUUCAUUUUUAGUAAAUAAAACUGCACACUCGUGGCUGUUUGCUGGGCUUCUCCCGGCCUGCCCUGACCUCUCCAUUGA
Messenger RNA from Podarcis muralis (Common wall lizard), 1337 nucleotides. RefSeq names its product musashi RNA binding protein 1 (gene MSI1). Gene Ontology annotation, molecular function: mRNA binding. Gene Ontology annotation, cellular component: cytoplasm. NCBI's taxonomy places the organism in Eukaryota, Metazoa, Chordata, Lepidosauria, Squamata, Lacertidae. Gene Ontology annotation, biological process: regulation of translation; central nervous system development. The record is from RefSeq and is a predicted model, not a curated record.